Messenger RNA from Nematostella vectensis (starlet sea anemone), 978 nucleotides. RefSeq names its product lactadherin. Bases 103 to 627 code for a protein of 174 amino acids. NCBI's taxonomy places the organism in Eukaryota, Metazoa, Cnidaria, Anthozoa, Actiniaria, Edwardsiidae. The record is from RefSeq and is a predicted model, not a curated record. The transcript is spliced from 3 exons.
CAGGUCUAGAAAAAAAGGGAGAUGCAAACGAAUGACCGUCACACACGUGAAUGCCUCGAGAACUCAUAAAAAUAGAAAACUCUGUUUACGCAGAUAUCAUAUAUGCGUAAACAGAGAUUUCCAUUUUCAAGAGCUGAUAGAGGUUGUGCUAAGAAAACGCACCCUCUGGGAAUGGAAGAUGGGAGCAUUCCUGACUCGAGUAUCACGGCUUCGUCUCAGUAUUCCCAACAAUACGCCCCUUAUUACGGACGACUGAAUAACCAACGAGUUAGCGGGAUACACUGGGGUGCAUGGGCAGCCAAGACCGUACGAAAAGCCGAGCAUCUACAAGUGGACCUGGGCCGAGUCACAUGGAUUACCCAUGUUGCAACGCAGGGGCGCCCUAUAGGAAACAAUGACCAAUGGGUGUCUGAGUACAGUGUGGAGUACAGUCUGAGGGGUGAUCAGUGGCAGAGUUAUCAAGACGGGAAUGGUGUGACUAAGAUUUUCCCUGGUAACUCAGACCGUACCACUGUGGUGAAGAACGAGUUCUCCCCUUUCAUCAAAGCGCGUUUCGUCAGGGUUGUAGUUCAGGCUUGGUAUGAUCAUAUCACUAUGAGAGCGGAGUUUUAUGGAUGUGCAGCUUGACUUAGAUAUCUUUGCACUGGGCUAUUCCAUUUUAGAAUUCCAUUCUUGGUGAAGGGUGCUAGUAUUUACUUGAGAACCUUUAUUAAAUUUCUAGAAAUCAUAGUUUAAAUUCUAGAGAAGAUUUUAGAAAAAGAGCCCGCUUAAGACACAGGCUGAUGUCUUUUGAUAGAUAGAUAUAUAGGCAAAUAAUUCAUGUAAUUUUAGCGAUCAGACAGAAACCAAAUUAAAAUACAACCUGCAACUUGCACUUGCACAAUGUCUAUUGCGGCCUUGCGGCCAAAAUUAAUCUGCAGCUGUGAACUUGAUAGAUUGAAUUUCAAAUAAAGAGAUAAUUAAAAUAAUCACUACAAA